AUGACGAGCGGCGUAGAAGAUGACAAGAACAGAUCAGUGUUGCCGGAACAUCAUCACCAGCAGCCUCCUCCGUUUCAAGGCGUCUCCAACUAUCCACAGCAGCAGCAGCAGCCGCCCGCUGGUUAUCCACAGCCGGCUCAGCCCUACGUCUCCGGUUAUGCUGUUAAUGGACUAACAGAACACCAACGUCUUCCUUGUUGUGGUAUAGGCAUUGGUUGGUUAUUAUUCAUCCUUGGUUUCUUCCUCGGUUCCAUUCCCUGGUACAUCGGCUUUUUCCUUUUACUAUGCUCUAGAAACCCGCGUGAGAAACCAGGAUAUAUAGCUUGCACAAUUGGAGCUGUUAUUGCGACGGGUUUUGUCGUAUUUGGAGCCAUAAGAGGAUCCGGGGUCUGGUAG
Molecule: messenger RNA, 396 nt
Organism: Eruca vesicaria subsp. sativa (arugula)
Lineage: Eukaryota; Viridiplantae; Streptophyta; Magnoliopsida; Brassicales; Brassicaceae
Source: the annotation of a GenBank genome assembly